AUUGUUCGUCUCGAACAUGCGCUUCAGGUGUAGAAACGCGCUGAGAUAGUCGGUGUUGCAGACGAAUGUCACCGGCUUUGUCUCUGCUGCAUGCCGUUUAAAGGGAACUGCCCCUUUAACCGCGUGGCCGUACUGCUCAUGCUCGGGGCUUUGUGCUGGAGUUUCCCCCUGUCAGAAACCAGCUGUGUGGACUGAAGAGCGAGAGCAGCAGGCAGGAGAAAGAAGCAGAAGAAGCGACGAUCCGGGGGGAGCUGCGGCUGUCGCAUCCUCGGAGGAGAACAAACCCGGGCAGAGGGGAGGGCGCGUCUUUGUCUGGGAACACAUCCAGCAGGAGAGAAGCGCACGGUCGUCUGAGCUCCGUGGUUUGAUUUUAUCUCCUGGAUUACAGCUUUUCCCCGCUGAGAGAGCAUCAUCCGGUCACGAUCGCUUGUAUUCAUUGGAAACUGCACACUGGAAGUUAUCUGGAAGAGUUGCUUGGACGCGCGUAAGGGGGCUUUCGAUGUGAAAGUGGAUGAAUACGAGAGGAAAUGCGUUCACGGGCUUUUUAACGUCGGAGCAGUUUCCAUCAAAGUUUCACCUCUUUGUCCCGUCCCGCAGCUUCUCUCCUGCAGCUCGGCAUGUUCUGACAGCGUAACUGCUGUUUUCCUGCGCCUUUCCCACAGGCGUCACAGGUAAGCUGCUUGAGCCAAGUGACACCUCAGCUCACGACAACACAUCACCUCACAGCCUAACGUGACGGCUCGCUUUCUCUCAGCUUGCAGCCUCCGAAAAAACAAGUCUACCCGCGUCCAUCAUGGUCCUUGUUAGCGGGACACGUCUGCUCACCUGGACCAGGUCUUCACAGAGCAGGUCCCGGGAAGUGUUGAAAAUAUACCUGGGAAUACUGAUGAUGCUUCAUCUCGUGGUCCACGCGGAAGCCUCCUCGGUGUCCAAGUCUUGUGACAAAAGCUGUUUUUCAGGGAAGUGUAUUAACGGGACCUGCGUGUGUGACCACGGCUGGGUCGGGGAUCAGUGCCAGCACUGUCAGGGAAGAUUCAAGUUAACAGACCUGUCAGGCUCUCUCACAGAUGGUCCAUUCAACUAUAAGUACAAGACCAAGUGCACUUGGUUAAUAGAAGGAUUCCCCAACGCUGUACUCAGGCUUCGCUUCAAUCACUUUGCCACAGAGUGCAGCUGGGACCACAUGUACGUCUAUGAUGGAGACUCCAUUUACGCCCCUUUGAUUGCUGUCUUCAGCGGUCUAGUGGUGCCAGAGACCAGAGGUAAUGAGACAGUUCCUGAGGUUGUGACAACGUCCGGCUACGCUCUGCUUCACUUCUUUAGUGACGCUGCCUACAACUUGACUGGUUUCAGCAUCGCCUACUCGAUAAACUCUUGCCCCAACAACUGUUCGGGCCACGGCAGAUGCAGCACUGCGAACUCGGUCGCAGGACGUGUGUACUGUGAGUGCGAGGAGUACUGGAAGGGGGACGCAUGCGACAUCCCUUACUGCAGAGACAACUGUGGCAGCCCAGAUCACGGCUACUGUGACCUGACCGGGGAGAAGCUGUGUGUCUGCAACGACAGCUGGCAAGGUCCAGACUGCUCCCUUUCCGUUCCCUCCACUGAGGCUUUCUGGGUGCUGCCCAGCAUUAAACCAUCUGCUCAGUCUCUGGGUCGAGCGUCCCACCGGGCUCUGGUGCAUUCUGGGUUGAUGUGGGUGGUGGGAGGUUACUCCUUCAACUACUCCAACUACCAAAUGGUCCUCAACUACAACCUAGAGACCAGCACGUGGGAUGUGGUGCCUGUCAGCAGCGGCCCUCUCUACAGAUACGGACACUCACUGGCUCUGCAUCAGGAUGACAUCUACAUGUUUGGCGGGAAGUUGGAAGCAGGUCCUGCUAAUGUGACAGAUGAGAUGUGGGUGUUCAACAUCCCCAGGCGUACCUGGUCGUUACGGAAACCAGUCCCGCCACCUCCUUAUCCUCAGCUUCUGACCCCCUCUGUCAUCUCUUCCCCCUCUGUCCACAUCACUGUGCGCUCCUCUGCCUCACCUUCUUCAUUCCUUAUCUCCACUCAAACAUCUAUCACUUUCAUCUUCACCCACCUCCAUCGAUUCCCUCCUUCCUCUUUCUCUGACAGUGUCACAACGUGUGUGGUCGGCUGGUCUAACUCGUGGCAGGUUGUGUCUUCCGGAGGUGCAGUGGUCCAGGGAGGUUACGGUCACAGCAGCGUGUAUGAUGAAGCCAGUGGCUGUGUGUUUGUCCACGGGGGAUACAAGGCACUAAAUAACAACAAAUACGGCCUGGUGGACCACAUGUACCGCUACCACGUCCACACAAGAACAUGGUUAAUCCUCAAGGAGAGUGGUUUGGCACGGUACCUCCACUCGGUGGUGCUGCUGAGUGGCACAAUGCUGGUUUUUGGGGGAAACACUCACAAUGACACAUCUCUGAGCAACGGAGCCAAGUGUUUCUCUGCAGACUUUCUGGCUUAUGAUAUUGCUUGUGAUGAGUGGACUGUCCUUCCCAGACCAGGCCUGCACCGGGACAUCAACCGCUUUGGACACUCUGCUGUGGUUAGCAACGGCUCCAUGUACAUCUUUGGAGGCUUUUCUGGUAUGCUUCUGAACGACGUGCUGGCUUACACGCCUCCAUCCUGCCAGGCCUUCUCUAGCCCAGGUUUGUGCGCCACUGCCGGGCCAGGUGUUCGUUGUCACUGGGUGAAAAGUAGAUGUGUCCCCUGGAAGCCAACACCACCCGACCACAUUUUUCCUGCUCCUUUCUGCCCCGCUCGGCCUGACAGUACAGAUGAGCAGUGUUUCCGCUUCUCAGACUGUGCGAGCUGCACUGCCAACACAAGAGGAUGUCAGUGGUGUGAGGACAGGAAGUGCAUAUCUGCCUCAAGCAACUGCACUGUGACGGUAAGAGACUCAUCCAGGUGUAAGCGCAGGGAAGAGCUGGAGUGUUUCAGGCUGGCCAGCUGCAGGAGCUGCUUGCUGAACGUCAACUGCCAGUGGGAGCCACAGCAGCAGGAGUGUCAGGCGUUGCCUGGCCAGCUGUGUGGGGAUGGCUGGCACCAGGUUGGCGAGGUCUGCCUGAGGAUCAACUCCAGCAGAGAGAGCUAUGACAAUGCCCAGCAUUAUUGCAAAAACCUUGGAGGAAAUAUUGCUUCUUUGUUGACAGACAAACAGGUCAAUUUUGUUCUGGAAGAGCUACAAAAGUAUCAGCUACAAGACAAGAUGUUAUCUCCAUGGGUUGGCCUGAGGAAGAUUAAUGUGUCGUACUGGGGCUGGGAGGAUGCAUCCCCCUUCACCAACACCACCCUGCGAUGGUCACCUGGAGAGCCCAGUGACUCAGGCUUUUGUGCUUACUUGGAACAAGCUCAAAUGGCUGGUCUUAAGGCCAACCCCUGCACUGCCACCACUGAUGGCCUGAUCUGUGAAAAACCUGCUGGGAGUCCCCAGAGUCAGAGUGCUCGUCCCUGUAAGACACCUUGUGCUCUGCGCACCAGCUGUGCCAACUGCACCAGCCAGGCCAUGGAGUGCAUGUGGUGUGGACGUACUCAGCGCUGUGUAGACUCCUCUGCGUAUGUCAUUUCCUUCCCCUACGGCCAGUGUCUGGAGUGGCAGACCCAGGAUUGUACUGCCCAAAACUGUUCAGGUCUGAGGACGUGUGCCGAGUGUCUGGAGAGGGUGGAGUGUGGUUGGUGCGGUGAUCCCAGUAACACCGGUAGGGGCGUUUGCAUGGAGGGCUCCUACAGAGGCCCUCUAAAGCCUGUGACCGCAAAGGCAGGGCCCAGAGACCGGGAUAAACUGCGAGACAGGGACACGGUGGUGGAUCAGGGUAUCUGUUCAUCAGACAGAGGCUACAACUGGGCUUUUAUCCAGUGCCCCGCAUGCCAAUGUAACGGUCACAGCAGGUGUGUGAACGGCAGCGUAUGCGAACACUGCGGAAACCUGACAGCAGGGACGCACUGCCAGAGCUGCAUGCCUGGUUACUAUGGCGACCCCACCAAUGGAGGGAAGUGUAAUGCAUGCAAGUGUAACAGCCAUGCCAACGUUUGCCACGUCAACACAGGAAAGUGCUUCUGUACCACCAAGGGCGUCAAGGGAGACCAGUGUCAGCUAUGUGACUCAGAGAACCGUUACCUUGGUAACCCCCUUCGAGGAACCUGUUAUUAUAACCUGUUGAUCGAUUACCAGUUUACCUUCAGUCUGCUUCAGGAAGAUGACCGCUACUACACUGCCAUCAACUUUAUGGCAACACCUGAACAGGCCAACAAAAACCUGGAUAUGUCCAUCAACGCCUCAAACAACUUUAACCUGAACAUCACCUGGUCCUUAAGUUCAACCGCUGGAACCAUCUCAGGUGAGGAGAUGCCCAUCAUAGCGAGGAUGAACAUUAAAGAGCACCGUGACAGUUUCUCGAGUGAAAAGUUUAACUUCAGACUUCACCACAACAUCACCUUCUACGUGUAUGUGUCCAACUUCAGCUGGCCAAUCAAGAUCCAGAUUGCUUUCUCUCAGCACAACAGCAUCAUGGACCUGGUGCAGUUCUUCGUUACCUUCUUCAGCUGUUUCCUGUCGCUGUUGCUGGUGGCUGCUGUAGUUUGGAAAAUCAAACAGACCUGCUGGGCCUCACGGCGUAGAGAGCAGCUGAUGAGAGAGCGACAGCAGAUGGCCAGUCGUCCCUUCGCCUCGGUCACUGUAGCACUGGAGGUUGGUGAUGACCAAGAGGAGCUGCUACAGGCAGUGCCGAAGCCCAUAGCCAUGGAGCCAUGCUGGGGAAGCAGAGCAGGUGUUCUCACAGUGCUACUGUACCUGCCCAGAAUCCCAUCUGGAAUACCUCCACCUGGACAGUCUGGUAUCGCCAUAGCCAGUGCUCUGGUCGACACGUCACAGCAGCGAGUGAUGGACUUAAAAGAAAGAACCCUGGGUCUGAAGCACCGCAAACACAUUGUGCACCAUCAAGGGACCUGUGUAUGAACUAUGUGCCCUCAACGAGGUACCACCGCAUCCAAAACGUCCAAAGGGGAAUUUCACUGGACACACUAUUUUUGACUUUAGACACAAUGGAGAAUUGUGAACACAAAGGCAAAGCCUGCAAAAAAAUAGGGUUGGAUGAUCCUUGACCUUAAAGUGGUUUGGAAAGAGGACGGAUAUGGAUUGAAGCAUACAGAUGGGGCGAAACUACUCUCUUCACAGGCACCCAAAAGGGGUAAAUGGUACUUGUAGUCUUAUUCUUCCUUGGACCAGAUACAAGGUUUUUGUCAUUGUCCCUCGUCUGUAUAUUUUCAGAGAAGUACUUGCAAAGUGAGAAUGUCUCUCCACCACAGCUUUCUUUGAAAUGUGCCACGAGGAGCUGGCAGACCUUUUCCAUUUUCAUGCCAUGUGGUUUUGUCUCUCCCGGGUUCUACAGUCUGCCAUAUUGACAGAGAAAAUAAAAUAGAACUUGUUUUUCACCAAACAAAACUAAUAGACUUUGACCUCCAGUCAAAAGAUAUUGAUAGUUGAUAUAAAGUCCUCCUGAUUUACAAACCCAAUGAGACUCAGGAGCAAAACCAGUAAAGAAGAACACCGAUUUAACUAGAUAAUUGCAAAAGUCUUUAGUUGGCGGAGGUCUAUUACAAUGAUUCACUAGAGGAAAAAGUUUCAUUUGCUAAUUUUGAAGUUGUGAAUUCAAAGAACUGCAUUUUUGCUAUGAAGCUCAUUGGAUGCAAGUUAAAAAAAAGUGUUUUAUGAAAUAUGUGUGGUUUGUUUUUCCCUACACAGUUGAAGUUAUAGGUUUUAAUAUCUGCUCAGGUCCUCUGUGAUGAAAAAGGUCCAUUAUCUGUAGCUCUGGGCCUUAUAUACACACAUUUGUAUAUGCACUAUAAGUGAAAUGCUUUACCCGUACAUUAGAACCCUCUGUGGAAUUUUAUUAUGCAACUGAUCUUCCAAACAUGAUGUUUAUUCUGGGCUGCGAUGUAACCUCAAGGUCGGUAUCACACACAAACUACUGAUGGUGUUCAUAUGCCUUUUUUAUUUUUUCAUUACUGUGAAGCUACCAUAUACAUCCUCCCUCGUGAUAUUUCAAGUCUGUUUAUCCGUAACACAAACUUUAAUAUAACACAUCUCAGUAUAUAUUAUUUAUUAAAAAUGCAAAAUGCGGUUUAACAUUUUUUAAUUAACUCACAAAUGUUUGUUUUUGUUUUCUUUUUUUAAACAGAAACUGUAGAUAAUUAAUUUUAUAAAGGAAGUCUGUGCAGUAAUCACAUUUCUUUGCUUGUGCCCUCAGUGUCUUUAUUCAUUUCUAACUCUUUAUUUUGUACAUCACAGAACGUUUCAAUGUGAUGUUAGGAUGCUUUCCCUUUAUCUCUCAUAUCAAACCUCCAUUUAAUGUUGUAAAGUCACCUUUAUCAGCUGCACUGCAUACACAGUAACAUGAUGUCUUUGAUGCACAUGUAUUACCUACUGUUUUCUUUCAGGCAUUUUGAUGUAAUUUUGCACCAAUUUGUUGCUGAGAUUUGGAUUUACAAAGGGCAGCUCACCACCAUGUAUUUGUCCAUAUGAGCAUUAAAUCUGCACAUUUACAAUUUAAAAAGAAUAAAUGCUUCUUUGUGUUGAUAUUCAGUCUGAAACUGUGUGUACUGUUACCUCUGGUGUUGGGAAACCGCAUUGAUUGGUGUUCUCAGGAUGUCAGUCAGGUCAAAUGACAAGAUCAGCCAGAACUACAGACAGUGUCAUCCAACACUGUUUCUAGAGUUACAUAACGACUCUCACAGCAUCCUGUGAAACAGAGUAAAGUUAACGUUACUUUAAACGUAAUGUAUCGCAGAAAGAUGGUGUUGAAUUUCCACAAUUUCCAUGUGCUAUCAACAUCCUAGGUAUCUAAAGCACCCCUGCGUUACUAAUAUGUACCAAAUCUAAUUAUUAAAGGCUUCGUUAAGUUAGAACUGCUUUUUAUAAAGUGGAUUCCACUGGUGUACCUAAUAUAGUGGCCACUGAAUUGUAUCCUGUUCACUUUCUGUUCUCUGUCUCUGUUUUAUAAUGUCCCUGGUUACAACCAUCACUGCCUCCUAUUUGUCAUAAUGUGUGUGCAAAGGGGGGACAUCGAGAACAAGCACUUCCAUUACAUUUCUCACCAUACAAGCCAAAUGACCUGUUUAAUAUACAAAUUAAACAAUAACUGCAUUCCAUCCAUGUGUACCUCCCUGCCAGAGCAUCACAGUAAGAUGUUGUUUAAUAAAACCUGGAUAUGGCUCAACAUUUGUACAAAUACUAUCGUUUUAAAAUAAAUCCAUGUCUCCUUCUG
This is a messenger RNA of Pundamilia nyererei, 7274 nucleotides long. Its product is annotated as attractin-like protein 1. The coding region runs from base 794 to 4966 and encodes 1390 amino acids. Lineage: Eukaryota; Metazoa; Chordata; Actinopteri; Cichliformes; Cichlidae. Gene Ontology annotation, molecular function: protein binding. The record is from RefSeq and is a predicted model, not a curated record. Gene Ontology annotation, cellular component: Golgi apparatus. The transcript has 31 exons.